AUGGCUGGCGAGUUCGACUACGAGGUGUCACGUAAAAUAUGGGAAGCAGCAGUACCUAUCGAAUUCCUAGUGGAGCGUGAUGAUGAUUCUGGUGACGCUUGCCGACCAUGUUAUGCAAUGCUUCCACGAUGCAGUUAUUUCUCUCUUCAUCUUACAAGGUCUUUGAAGGAAGCAAACUACCUAAAACGUCGGAAGGAUCAGGUAGUAAGUACUAUGAAAAUCGACGAACACAAACAGCUCUGGUCAGGACUUGUACAUGAUCGCUUCGAUGAAUUCUGGAGUAUUAACCGGCGUCUCAUGGAGUGUACCGAAGAGCGACCAUUCCAUGACAUUCCCAUUCGGCUCUACAUCACUGGGCAGCCAUUCCGUCAAGUUCCACAACCACCGCACGAUGAGAACGGCGAGCCUCGAACCCUGUCACACGCACUAGCGUCACUUUCUUCUGAUCUCGUGGAAGACGGGAAGUAUCGGUUUAUAUCUCACGGUAUCACUCUUCCGCUAGAAACACCCCUCACUUAUUUAGGCAAAAAUUUUGCUUAUCCGGAUAAUUUUGUGCAUAUAUGUGCUGUUUCCGACAAUAGCACCUGA
Messenger RNA from Ostertagia ostertagi, 588 nucleotides. Lineage: Eukaryota; Metazoa; Nematoda; Chromadorea; Rhabditida; Trichostrongylidae. The record is from the annotation of a GenBank genome assembly.